GGUGCAGUAGAAACAAGGUUAAAUAGUCGCUGGAAUUAGCAGCUUCCACUCAAGCCAAAAAAGCUGUAUGGGCCCCUAAAUGCAACAGAGGGCAGUAUUCCACAAGGAGACAUCUUUGCUGUCAUUGUCGAACCAGUCAAUGCCAGUAAUGGCUAACCUUUAGCGUCAAUAACAAAUCCUUUGUCUCUUCUACUGUAGUGAUCACAUUGGAUUAAUGGGCACAAAUAAAAUUGUGGAUGUUUGUGGACAUUGCAAUUUUGAUCAAUGCUAUAUAAAGUCAAUUUAAACCAUCACUCCAGCCAUUAGAAUAUCUUUCUGCAACUUACUUAGGUUUAUUUAAAUGAGACAAAGACAAAGUCUUCCUCAUCCUCAGAAAGAGAGGUAGGCAUAAGGGACAGGAAUAAAGAAAAGGUUGAUAAGAAUGAAAAAAAAAAAAAAAGAUGACUGAAAGAUUGACUCCAAGAAGUAGAAAGUUUGAAAAAAUAGGCUAUUCUGGAAAAGGCCAAUAUGUCAGUAUUUGCUGAUAUCCUGUUUUCGACUUUUCCUCUUUCAGUUUUUUGUAAAAACAAAUUUAUUUUGUAACUCCCACAAUCGUGAAAACAACUGAAUGACGAGACUAAUUGGGCAGAUAAGGCCAGAGUGAGCGCCCUAAUUGGACGCCUAUACAUGAGGGCUGCGGGCCUCCCAUUGUGCGAUCCUCCCUAGUCACACUGUCCACUAGGUCCCAUUGUGCGGUCCUCCCUGCUCACACUGUCCACUAGGUCCCAUUGUGCGGUCCUCCCUGCUCACACUGUCCACCGGAUCCACGCUGCAGGCCUACUGGACGUGUUCGUCUGCAGGGUUCGGGUUUAAUAUUGCAGCUCUGGAAUGUAAUUUUCACCAUUCAUGAUUUUAACACGUGAGCAGAAAAUACAAUCCAACAUUCGACAUGGCAGCCGAUGAACUCACUGAACUCAAAGAGACAGAGUACAUUACUGAAGAUGAACCAACAAGGUCUUCGCAGGGGGGGAUGUCUCGCACACAGGUCUUCACUUUAAUAUCCGUGGCUUCUGUCAACUUUGGCUCAAUGAUCUGCUAUUCAAUACUUGCACCAUUCUUCCCCCACGAGGUGAGCUUUGGAGCUGCACUCACCAACACAGUUGAAUCACAAUCAACAUUCAUCAUUGUUUGCAUCUAUAUGUUUCACCCAUAUAAAUACCUUGAAGCACUUAACACAUUGUCCAACAUGGCCUUCAAAUAUCAAAACAGACUGACUAAAAUAACUAUUGAAAAAAUAUUUGAGCUGGUAGGCCUAAGCCAAGCAUCCCUUAGGUUCCGAGACCCACUAAAUAAUCAUGGCUCUAUCCAAACGCAGGCGUUACAGAAGGGUGCCAGCCAGACUGUGGUCGGUCUCAUAUUUGGCUGCUAUGCGCUCAGCAACUUCAUUGGUUCACUGAUAAUGGGAAGAUAUAUUGUCCAGAUUGGUGCAAAACUCAUGCUUGUGUCAGGCCUGUUUGUGUCAGGAGGAUGCACUAUCAUGUUUGGAUUCCUUGACAGAGCUCCCUCAGGGUCCGUGUUCAUCUCCCUCUGCUUCAUUGUGAGGAGUGUCGACGCUAUGGGCUUCGCUGCGGCCUUCACCUCUUCUACUGCAUUGGCAUCUAAAGUCUUCCCACACAAUGUAGCGACCAUUUUGGGUAGUCUGCAGAUAUUUACCGGACUGGGUCUCAUUCUGGGGCCUCCUUUAGGAGGCUGGCUGUACCAGGCCGCUGGAUACGAACUUCCUUUCCUUGUUCUGGGCUGUAUCCUACUGCUGAUGGUGCCAUUUAACAUGAUUGUCAUGCCCAGCUGUGACGCAGACCCUUCUGAGGAUUCCUUCAUCAAAUUACUGAGACUCCCAAAAGUAUUGCUGCUAUGCUUCUUCAUCUUCACCUUUAGCUCAGGGCUGGGAUUCCUGGACACAACCUUAUCCUUAUUCGCGAUGGACAAGUUCCAUCUCAGCCCCAGCCACGUGGGCCUCAUCUUCCUGGCCUUCUCCUUACCUUACUGUCUGAGCUCGCCCCUUCUCGGUUUCUUUGCUGAUAAAUAUCCUGAUGUGAGGGGCUGGUUCUUGGUGUCUGGCGGUCUUCUCAUGGCACUUGGCUUCUGUUUUCUUGGUCCUGCUCCAUUCUUUCACCUGCCCAGCCAGCUGUGGCUGACCAUCUUCAUGCUGUCUGUGAACGGCUUCGGGACCGGUAUUGGUAUCACGCCUAUUUUACCAGAAGUCAUCACCUCUGCAUAUGAGCAGGGUUUCGUAAAUGGACUUGGCACUCUGGGAAUGGUGUCUGGACUGUUUGGGGCCUGUUGGUCCAUGGGGAUGUUGUAUGGACCAAUGAUGGGGGGCCUCCUCACACAGCAUCUAACGUUUGAGUGGGCAGCAUUUAUCCAAGGAGGGCUCUCAGGUCUGGCUGCCACCCUUCUUGGUUUCUAUUAUCUCACUGAAAGACUGAAGAAGCCCAGUGAUGCACAGGAGAAUGGAAUAACGACACCAGGAGAAGAAACCACUCUGUUGGCCUGACGGGCAGCUUCUGCUUACAUCAGUAACAUUAACAGUUAAUAUAAAUGUUGUUAUUAUUAUGUUGUUACUUUUCAUGAUUUGAGAAUAUAACUGAAAUGCUUUAUAAAGGGAUUGCAGCAAAUAUAAAUAGGGGUAAUGUAGACCUAUGUCAUUGUAUUUAAUUUAAUCAUUUGUUUAUUUUUAAUAUUGAUAAUACAGUAUUUUUUUAACACUUAUUCUGUCAUUAAGAUGUGAAAUAUAAUAAAUAUAUAUGCAACGGUCUCGUUGAAUUAAUAAUUGCAUUGCAAACAUUCAUUGUGACUUAAUUCCUGAAGAAUGAAUUGUAAUUUGUAGAACGGUGGUAACGGUUUGUUU
This is a messenger RNA of Gadus chalcogrammus (walleye pollock), 2887 nucleotides long. RefSeq names its product MFS-type transporter SLC18B1-like. Gene Ontology annotation, biological process: transmembrane transport. The record is from RefSeq and is a predicted model, not a curated record. The coding region runs from base 929 to 2533 and encodes 534 amino acids. The transcript has 13 exons. Lineage: Eukaryota; Metazoa; Chordata; Actinopteri; Gadiformes; Gadidae. Gene Ontology annotation, molecular function: transmembrane transporter activity.